AUGCAUUUGAGCUCAACCCUGCAAGUCCGUACUUAUGAUUCCUUCAAGUUCAAUGGCACAACUCAGUCAGAAAACGACAUAUUACUUUGUUCCAUCUGUGCAAAGCUGGAUUUUUACAGGAUCCUUCUUUAUGGCAUCCACGAGCUGGAGCCGAUACCACUCGGUUCACUGUCAUCUAUUUUCGAAAAAUCAUAUCAGUGCAGUUUCUGCCGCCUCAUAUCAUUGUAUGUCCGUCGGACACGGAUUAUGGAGGACUUUCCUCACAUCGAUCUCUCAGAGAUUGAAUGUGGGGUCCACACGACGCUUUGCGGUGCUCUUCGGAGGGGACCUCAUCCCCCACUCCGUUAUGGCCGUCGCCUCUACAUCACUGGGAACGGCCUCUGGCAGACACAUCCCGCUUUCAGGGCAGUGGGUCCACUAUUAAUCCAUCUCAUGCAAGAAGAUGCUUCCAAGUUUGGGAGACCGGUCGAUCUUCAUGGUCGCAGGGUGAAAAACACGGUGGAUGUCGGUCUGGUGAAGAAAUGGAUUAAGUUGUGUGAGGAAAACCAUGGAGAUAAAUGUCGGAAUGUUUGGAGAAUGGACAGGAACCUGCCGGAGUUCGUGAGAGUGGUGGACGUAGUAUCGAUGGCCGUGAUCCCUGCACCUUCUCACCGCUUUCGUCACGUCGCCCUCAGUUAUGUAUGGGGAGGCAACGGUGCAGAGUAUUGGACGACGAAGGAUAAUAUAGCAAAGCGCUCCAUACCUGGCGGAUUGAAUGCGGCAAACCUCCCUGAUACCAUUACAGACUCGAUUUCAUUCGUGCGACAACUUGGUGAACGUUACAUAUGGAUCGACGCUCUGUGCAUCAUUCAAGAUGAUUUGCAGGACAAGAUCAGUCAGCUGCACGCUAUGGAUUCGGUCUAUGGCCUGUCUUAUUUCACGUUAAUUGCUGCUGGCGGAAAAACAGCUCGAGACCCUCUCCCAGGGUGCCGUCCGCGAACCAGAACGCCACAAAUACAUAUCGAAGUUGUCCAAGGACUUCAUCUCUUUGUGACUCCUCCAACACAUGAGAAGGCUCUCGGAAUGUCCGCUUGGAUUACGCGUUGUUGGACCUAUCAAGAGAGCGCGUUGUCCUGUCGAAGGAUAUACUUCACUGAGCAGGAGGUCUACUUUGAGUGCCGAUGUCAGGUUUUCUGUGAAAACAUCGUUGCGGAAAGUAAGGCCGACUUCUGCAGCAGCUUUCUUCGGCAUUCACGGGAAGAAUAUUUCCCAUUCUCAACUGACUCCUUCUGGAGUUACAAGUAUGCCGUUGAGAGGUGCACGCGACGUAAUCUCACCGUCGAAUCAGACAUUGUCGAUGCUCUCACUGGAGUGACAAAUGCUUUGGUGGUAGCAUUUGGACUCGGUGACCCCGCUAGAGCUUUUCAAUAUGGAAUGAUGUUGACGGAGCUGCAUCAAGCGCUUCUUUGGCAACAUGAUCCACUUACACCUCGAAGCAACUCAUCUUGGCCUUCUUGGGCAUGGGCGACAUGGCAGACUAGGGUUACUGGUUAUAGCAGCGAAGUGUCGGUGGAUGAGACGCUUGUUGAUGCUUGGUACAUCGUGGACCAUGGUGGCGGUAUAGUGCCCCUCAAUGUUCAGAAGGUGUCACGCGAUUAUUGGAUAGAGGAAGAGCAGCCCCCGUAUUCCUCUCCGGGAAGGACCUUGGACCCAACAGCGAUGCCACUGGACACUCAUCGACCACUAAAACCAGGCACUCUCAUUUUUUGCACGACUUCCAGCCACUUUGCCAUUACAAGGCGAGGUGGUGAAUCAAAUGAAGAAUCGAGCCCUGCCGACCACUAUGGUCUCUUUAAUAUCCUCUCCGCCACGUCUUCUCCCACUUGGGUUGGUACUGUCAUCCUGCCAUUGAACCCUGCCCCACCAAGUUCUAUCGAGUUCAUCGUGCUUUCCCGUUGUGAUGGUGCGCACGGCUUCUACGAUGAAGAGAGUAUCAAGCCUUACCGUGGGUGUUUGCUACAUGUGAUGGCGGUUAGUGAGAACGAGGGCUUGAUGGAACGUAUUGGAUUGGGCAUCAUUCAUAUCGUUGCCUGGGUUGCUUCAACGCCGGAGGAGAAGGUGGUGUUUCUUCGAUAA
This is a messenger RNA of Suillus plorans, 2115 nucleotides long. Its product is annotated as heterokaryon incompatibility protein-domain-containing protein. Lineage: Eukaryota; Fungi; Basidiomycota; Agaricomycetes; Boletales; Suillaceae. The transcript is spliced from 4 exons. The record is from RefSeq and is a predicted model, not a curated record. The coding region runs from base 1 to 2115 and encodes 704 amino acids.